GUAAGUUACGGACCGCAUGCAAGUGCACAUCGAAUUUAUCGGUAGUGUUAUAUUCGUAUCACUUGCAUUUUUCCACGUUUCUAGAUUCUUCUCUGCAUAUUACCAUACUCAUUUCGAUCACGUUCCAAUCAUUGGAGAUUCAUCAAAUUUCUCCACACUGUUGUGCGGUAUUUCGUGACAUUUCGCAUAUACACUAAUACAUGUUAGAAAAAAUUGUCGAAAAAGAAAGAAGAUUCGCGUGGAGCAGACUGAAGAAUAUUCUCGAUAAAGGUUUGAUAUAAUCUCGUGUGAUUCACCAAUUCAGAAAAUUGUUUACGACAAAAAUAAAACGAAAGUCAACGUGCACCGUAACGUAUUCCAAUGGGGGGAGCUGUUGUUUCCCGUUACAUGAGGGGGAGAAGCAGAAGUAGGAGGAGGAUGGAAUGACACGCGGACACGAGAAAGACGACGAGAGAAGACAAUUGAAGUGCGCGUGUGCAAAAGUGCGCGGCACGCGGACGGAAGCUCGAUGUGCGUUGUUAUGCUUUUUGCGGAACUAUCUAGACGUGUUUACUCGUUAAUUCUCGUCGAUUCUACGAUUUAAUUUUCACAUUCCACAUGCGUAGUGUUUUCUAGUACAGUGAUACUAGAUAUCGUGUUUAGGAGUUGCUUGAACGACCGGUUAAAAAACUAUGGGAACAGCAAUGGACCAGCGAAAUAGUUCGUGACGUGUGAAAAAUAAAAGAAGGUGACAGAAACAAGGAAAAAAUAUUUAUAAACAACUUAACGAGUGCGCAACGUCUCAUUAUUUUGAAAUGUUAAUCGUGAUGUGCAUACAUGUGACAUUUAUAUGAACGAAAAAUACAUGAUGGAAUAUAUAAACAUGUCGGCUUGUCUACGCACGCGCGUGAUUGUUCUCGCGCGCGAAUGCAAUAUUAAAUUGGUACUGGACGCAUGGCACGAAAUCGUAUGCGUUCGUUUAUAAAAAGCGAGUAACACGGUAACCUUGCAAUAAAACUGUGAAGUAUAGUGGACACAGAAAAUUGUAAAUUGAGAUAAAUGUGAAAUAUAGUGUUUUUUUUACGACUAUUGUGAAUUUGUGCUUCAAAUGCCGGUUAUCUAUAUAUUGCUGUUGAUUGCUGAGAAUUUGAACAUACAACGAACAAUUUCAUAGAAGACAAUUUUAUCUGGGAUUUUAUCUGGGAUAUUGGAACGAGGAAUCGGGGGAAAGAAAACUGGUGUCGAAAAUCGAAUCUACGCCUCGACUACGUUUCGAAACACGUGUUCUCGUUUUUUACAAGCGCGUGAUAAAAGGAUUAGAGAGAGAGAGAGAAAGGACAACGAUAGAGGGACAAACAACCGUUCAAACAUUUCAUUGAGAUUGUUCUUUGUAAUUAUGAAAAGGCUGUGAAUCGAGGUUACCUAUGUAUCGCGAAGAGAACGAGCAAAACAGAGCCGCGGACUUGGCUCCCCAACAACCGAGUGGUGCAAACACGUUCGAGCGUUUGGAACAUUCUCAGGAUAGCAAAAAUGGGGACGAUGGUCCCAAGAAGGUGCAAACAGACGCUUCCUCUUCGACUAAUACUCCAAAGCCGCGUGCACGGAAUUGUGCACGAUGUCUGAAUCAUCGGCUGGAGAUCACCUUAAAAUCGCACAAGAGGUACUGCAAGUACCGUACUUGUACCUGCGAGAAGUGUAAGAUCACUGCCAAUCGGCAGCAAGUGAUGCGGCAGAAUAUGAAGCUGAAAAGACACCUGGCACAGGAUAAAGUCAAAGUGGAUCCGCUCCCAUUUGGCGUAGAAAAUACAAUUUCUUCGGUCCCUCAACCACCUAGAAGUCUCGAGGGUAGUUACGAUAGUAGCAGUGGCGAUUCACCAGUGAGCAGCCACAGUAGCAAUGGUAUACACACCGGAUUCGGUGGUAGUAUCAUCACUAUACCUCCUACAAGAAAAUUGCCGCCGUUGCAUCCUCACACUGCGAUGGUCACCCAUUUGCCACAGACGUUAACCAGUGAAAAUGUGGAAAUUCUAUUGGAGCACAGUAGCAAACUUGUAGAACUUUUCCAAUAUCCUUGGGAAGCACUGUUAUUGAUGUACAUCAAUUUAAAAUAUGCAGGGGCUAAUCCGGAAGAAGUAGUGAGACGUAUGGUUGAUGCUAGCAACGAAAUCCGUAACAUGCACUUCUUGAAAGCAAUCAGAAUGUCCCAACCUAGUCGUGCGUUCCGCUGCACCGCGGCAUGUGCCGCACCCACGGGGCCGCCAACGGGACCUCCGACAUACGAGGGUGAUGUGCCCUUCAUAGGGGUUGGACCACCCCCGAAUCCUAUCCAUUUCAGGCCGUUUCUUCAUCCCGAGAAUGCUCAUAUACCGGCUACCAGACUACCGUCCAGCCCAGAUGGUCCUCCUAAACAUACGUAGCCUCAAUCGAUUAUUCGACCAUUCAAUGAGGUAAAAUAUAUAGAAGAACAGGUCAAAUCCAAAGAGGAAUGAUUACAUCGAAGAAAGAAAGAAAAAGAAGAAGAGGCGGAAGGCCCGAAAAAUAAUGGGGAAGAAGUUUCGUUACGGAGCGUUCCAUUCUGAUCAUCAUUCUCUUGAAACAUCACUUCUUUCCUCGAAACUUGGGUGGCGCGAAAUUAAAAUUAAAUUUAAAAUUAAACCGUGACGUUAUAUACAUUUUUGGAAAAAGUAUUACGUUCCUCGUUUCUCUCUUGUACCGUUACUUGUGACGAUACUUUGUGACUACUAUUGUGACCAGUUUACCUUGUUAAAUCAACAAAACAAUUGAAUUGUUAGAUUCGAUUGAACGAUUAAAUUUUUCUCACUAAUGUUUCUAAAGAUGUUUCUGAGAAAAUGUUGAAAAUGUACGAUUAAGAAAGAACAUGUGUCGUUCACGGUCGAUUCACAAAGGGAUAGGGAGAUAGAUCGAUGCCCCAUCAAUGUGAAAAUAACAGUGUUGCGAUUUAAACCCGUGUUCCGAACACAAAAGGAAUCUGCCGGCUUUAAAAAAGAAACGAGAGGAAGGGAGAGAGAAAGAUACAAAGUGCAUUGUGUUCUACAGCCUUCCUUCAGUUUUGUUCCUCUUCUUCCUCUUCUUCUUCUUCUUCUUCUUCUUCUUCUUCUUUUUUUUCCUAGACUCACCAAGAGAGGAACAACAGAAACAUGAAAGUUUUUUGCGAGUGGAUCGUGGGAUACCGAGGUUCAUGGACAACAUGUACCUCGGGCAUCCCUCGUCCUUGCACGUCCUUCGGUUCGCUGAUCGAAUCUGCCACCUUCACUUGUUCCUUCUCUCCUUCUUCCUUUUUUCUUCAUCCUCUCUCGUUCCUCUUCGCGGUCUCCUCCUUUUUAUCUAUUUUCAUCCUUCAAUUUGUUCCUUUCAUUAAAUACAUUUCCUCUUUCGCUCUUCUCUUCUCUCUCUUUCCUUUUUUUUUUUUUUUUUUUAGAAUAUUCUCUUUUUCUCUCCCUUCCCCGAUUUCGCAACGCUCGUUGUUAAAGCACGAAACGAGAGAUUCAAGAUAGAACUCGUUCGUAAAGAAUACGAUAGCCGACCAGUUGUUUAAUCGCACGUGAACGAGAUCGCUCAACAAUCUUUUCGAGUAUCGUCGUGUGUUGUAAACCCGGCCGUGUAUGUAUAACCGCCGACGGCUCUUUUCGGCUGAGCUACUUUGAAAACCCUUAGUCAUGUUCAAUUUUGCUCUCGUGGUUUUUGCUCCUUUCUAAAGGAACGUGAUUCCAGUCUGUCUGCGGUGAGGAUGACAAGCGCGUCGAUGAUCACGCUUCUCUUCUUUGUUGUAUACGUGGAGGAAGCGCGAUUUCGUGGAAAUAUCCCUUAUUAUUAUUAAUUUGUAACAUGGAAUUUCGAGGCAUAAGAGAUCCUCCUCUCGAGACUAAUUUCGUAUAUACAAUUCUUGAUACCGUGCGACGAGGUUGGUUCACGCGUAUUCAGAUGAGCCACGAUCGUGGGAACGUGUAAUGCGAACAGGACACGUUAGAAGAUUGAACGUAGCGAUUCAAGGAUAAUGACGUGGAGAAAAAUGUGCGAUGAGAUCGAUCGAGAAAUUUCAUCGAAUUUCAUCAUUUAGAUGCGUGCGCUAAUUGUUGCGCUUGUGUAUAUCAUAUAUAUGUAGUGUUGUACCGUGUCUCGGAAGAAGUUGUGUGAAAGAAACGCAGUUUUUCUAUUGGUUAUAUAUCGAAUCAAUUAAAAUUGGAACUUCUAAUUGAUCAACAAGCCUCACAAGUUUCUGUAAGUAAAAUCGUCCGUCCCACGUGACUUCUUGUAAAGCAUACACUGUAGUACAUAUUAAGAUUUCAUUUUUUUUUUUUUUUUUUAUGAACGAAUUCUCUUGCCCAAUGUGUCGAAACAAUUUGUGAUUUAUUCGAUUUAUUAUUCAAAGAGCAACGAAUAUCGUCGACACAUCUUUCUACUAGUAUUGUAUUCCUGACCGAUCAGAGUAAUACAUUAUACCGAACGAGAGAAUUCGAAUAAUUAAUGGAAUCAUUUUUAGAUCUAUCGAUAUUGAACAUGAUUUGGAUUUGUUGGAAUAAACUUCGCCAGUUCCUUCGCUCGAUUCCAUAUAUACGAAUUCUUGUUGCAUUAAAUCGGGCAAGUUUUCGGACGGAUCCGCGGACGGAAACUGGUUCAAUUAACAGAACUUAUCGUUCUUGCCAAUAUGUUACGUUAUUAAAUAUUACAGAUCACACAUGUGUUGUAUCGCGAAAUAGUAGGCAACCCCCAUGUCGUUGCACCCAUAAUGCAAUUAAUUGUAUCUAUAAUAUUUACUAAACUUGUGCAAACGGGUGUCGUAAAAUACACACGUGCAGUUCUGCAAAAAGAUCUUAAUUGCGGAACGCAAUUAGAGAAACGUUUGUUUAGAGAACUGGCCAUUUCGUCCUCUGACAAAUUAAUUUUCAAAUAAGAAUACCAAGGUUUGUAUCUUUACGCUAUUUCUAUUCUAACUUUAUUCUCUUCUGUUGCCUGAUUUUUGUCUCCCCUUCAUUCUCUCCCAAUCUUCGCCUCUUCUUUUCUCGUCCGCUUUGCUUCUUUCCCCCUUUUUUCUUUUCCUUUUUCUUUUUUUUUUUUUUUAAUCGUAUGAACACCUUCCAAGCACCUUCCAACCAAUAUCGAAACACGAUUGAUUGUUACCUAAGAUAUUCUUGUAACGAGCAUGCAACCACUAGUGUGCAACCAUCAGCCUGCAUUUCAUUUGCACGCCAUUGGCUGCCCCUUCAUUGUAUCCACAAAAACAGACCAAUUUGGUUACGCGAAGAAAAUUGCACUCUUCUUGUUCGUGAUUAUUGAGAAAACGGAAGUUAAUCUUCGGUAUAUUUUGACCAAACGAAAUAGCUGUAUACCGUGCGCGAAUGCAGGGAAUGAUGAGGCGAUUAAUGAUCGCGAUUGCGAGAAUCGAUACGCGAUACGCGUGCAUCUACGUGUAAAAUUAUGCCACGAACCAAUCAAGAAAGUUGUUUCGUGACUGUUCUAAGGGAAAUGACACGCAUGGUGUACGCUCGAGGUUAAGAGAACAGAAUCCCGCCUUCUCAUGCGAGUAAUUUAUGGGUAGAGCGAUUCGUUGCUCAAAUGAUAUGGCGGAUCGAAUGGAAACCGAUAAAGAUAUUCGAGAAAUGUCUUUAUUCGAUUAUUUUUUUUUCUUUUUUAUGCAAAAAUUAAUACUAGGGAUGAGAUACUCGAGCCCCCAAACUUCGAAGCCUCGAAAUUUUUUUAUUAUAAAACUUUUUGUGACUCGAAACUCAGAUAUGGAAUAAUUCGCAUAAUGAUGAAACUUAACUGAUGAAAAUUUGUAUAAAGAAAAUUUAACUUUUUACGAAACCAAUGAAAUAUAAUCGCAAUUGUUGGCCGUUGACUGAUUAUAAAUCUGAGUUUCGAGGAUUAUAGAAAUCAAAAUUUGUUGUGAUUUUAAUUUUUGACGAAAAGGGGAAAAAGAAGACGUGUAAAUAUUCAAAUGGAAAUCGGGUUUGGAAGAUUCCAUCUCCAAUUAAUGAAUGUAUGAAAAAAAUUACUGGCGUGCGCAAAAUGCAAUAGAAGAAUUGUGCGAUCGAUUUGUAAGGCGUCGGUAUUAUUAUUCGUUUUUUUUUUUUUAAAUUGCUUGUUGGUAAUUAUAAUAUUUUCAGAAUAAUUAUUCUAAUGUAAAAAGAAUUCUGUGUGAUAGGAUGAUUAUUAAACAGAGCACUGUUUGGAAGGUCGAGUACAGAGAUUCCUUCAAUAAAUCUUAUGUGAUUCUGAA
This is a messenger RNA of Apis mellifera (honey bee), 6217 nucleotides long. It is a transcript of the gene dsx, whose product is annotated as doublesex. Lineage: Eukaryota; Metazoa; Arthropoda; Insecta; Hymenoptera; Apidae. Gene Ontology annotation, cellular component: nucleus. The transcript is spliced from 6 exons. The record is from RefSeq and is a predicted model, not a curated record. Bases 1404 to 2396 code for a protein of 330 amino acids. Gene Ontology annotation, molecular function: RNA polymerase II cis-regulatory region sequence-specific DNA binding; DNA-binding transcription factor activity, RNA polymerase II-specific. Gene Ontology annotation, biological process: sex differentiation; regulation of transcription by RNA polymerase II.